Molecule: messenger RNA, 4185 nt
Organism: Miniopterus natalensis
Lineage: Eukaryota; Metazoa; Chordata; Mammalia; Chiroptera; Miniopteridae
Gene: SALL4
Product: spalt like transcription factor 4
Biological process (GO): regulation of transcription by RNA polymerase II
Cellular component (GO): nucleus
Molecular function (GO): DNA-binding transcription factor activity, RNA polymerase II-specific; RNA polymerase II cis-regulatory region sequence-specific DNA binding
Source: RefSeq, a predicted model, not a curated record
UGUCUCUCUCCCUCUCCUUUCCUCUCUGUGAAAUCAAUAAAGAUACAUUUUUUAAAAAAGUAAUAGACACAUUUGGGGGGAUAUUCUUUGACCCACUAUACAAGGGGUUGGUUAUUUACACUCUGGAUGCCUCGUUCCCUUACAUAGAUUAUUGCACUGUAUGUGGUCAUGCUUCUUCAAGAAAUUGCCCCUUGUCCUUCCUUGGGCAGAGUUCUUAGCUUUUCGUCUCUUGUCACAGGUGCUCCAAUGAACCACCCGGGGACUGGCGAUGACAUGAAUGGGGACCGAGCAGCAGUAAAGAGGCCUCGUCGGGAGGAGACCCACAUCUGCGAGAAAUGCUGUGGAGAGUUCUUCAGCAUUUCAGAGUUCGUAGAACAUAAGAAAAAUUGCACUAAACAUCCACCUGUCCUCAUCAUGAACGACAGUGAGGGGCCAGUGCCUUCUGAAGACUUCUCUGGGGCAGCGCUGAGCCACCACCCACGCAGUCCAAGCAGCAAGGACAGUCACAGGGAGGACGGCGGCAGCUCAGGGGACAUGAAGGAGAAGCCAGGGGCGGAGUCUGUCCUGUACUUAAAGGCGGAGACCGCCCUGCCACCCACACCCCAGGACUUAAGCUAUUUACCCAAAGGCAAAGUAGCCAACACUAACGUCACUCUUCAAGCACUACGGGGCACCAAGGUGGCGGUGAAUCAGCGCAGCGCGGACGCACUGCCCGCCCCCCUGCCCGGUGCCAACAGCAUCCCGUGGGUCCUGGAGCAGAUCCUGUGUCUGCAGCAGCAGCAGCUACAGCAGAUCCAGCUCACCGAGCAGAUCCGCGUCCAGGUGAACAUGUGGGCCGCGCACGCCCUCCACUCUGGCGUGGCCGGAGCUGACACCCUGAAGACCUUGGGCAGCCAUGUGUCCCAGCAGGUUUCUGCGGCCGUGGCUCUGCUCAGCCAGAAAGCUGGAAGCCAGGGUCUGUCUCUGGACACCUUGAAACAAGCCAAGCUACCUCAUGCCAACAUCCCUUCCACCACCAGCUCUGUGUCCCCGGGUCUGCUGUCCUUCGCCCUGAGGCCGGAUGGGACAAGGGUGCUGCCGAACCGCAUCCCAGGUGCUCUGAUACCCCCGGCCCCCAGCUCUGUGCUCUUCCAGAGCCCUUUCUCCACUGUGGCAUUAGACCCGUCCAAGAAAGGGAAAGGGAAGCCACCCAACGUGUCCCCGGUGGAUGUCAAACCCAAAGACGAAGCCACCCUCUACAGGCACAAGUGUAAGUACUGUAGCAAGGUUUUUGGGACUGAUAGCUCCUUGCAGAUCCACCUCCGUUCCCAUACUGGAGAGCGACCCUUCGUGUGCUCUGUCUGUGGCCACCGGUUCACCACCAAGGGCAACCUCAAGGUACACUUUCAUCGACACCCCCAGGUGAAGGCAAACCCCCAGCUGUUUGCCGAGUUCCACGACAAAAUGACAGCAGGCAAUGGUGUUCCUUAUGCACUCUCUGUCCCUGUCCUCGUAGAUGAAUCGAGUCUCUCUUUAGACAGCAAACCUGUCCUGGUCACAGGGACCCCCAGUGUAGGGCUACCUCAGAAUCUCUCUACGGGGACUAACCCCAAGGACCUAAUGGGUGGCCCGCUAGCCCCCGACCUGCAGCCCGGGCCUUCUUCAGAAAGUGAGGAUGGAUCCCUACUGUCUGGGGUGGGGCCAAACCAUAAUUCCCCAAGGGUUGGUGGCUUCCAAGGGAGAGGGACACCCGAGCCAGGCUCAGAGACCCUGAAGUUGCAGCAGCUGGUGGAGAACAUUGACAAGGCCACCACCGACCCCAACGAAUGUCUCAUUUGCCACCGUGUCUUAAGCUGUCAAAGCUCCCUCAAAAUGCAUUACCGCACCCACACCGGGGAGAGGCCGUUCCGGUGUAAGAUCUGUGACCGCGCCUUCUCCACCAAAGGCAACCUGAAGACACACUUCGGGGUUCACCGAACCAACACAUCCAUAAAGACACAGCAUUCAUGCCCCAUCUGCCAGAAGAAGUUCACCAACGCGGUCAUGUUGCAGCAGCAUAUUCGGAUGCACAUGGGUGGUCAGAUCCCCAACACCCCCCUGCCGGAGAGUCCCUGUGACUUCACGGGCCCUGAGCUGAUGAUGAUGGGGGAGAAUGGCAGUGCCGGUGCCAUCUGUCACGAUGACGUCGAAAGCAUCGAUGUAGAGGAAGUCUGCUCCCAGGACGCCCCCGGCAGCUCCUCGAAGGUGCCCGUGCCUCUUCCCGGCAUCCACUCGGCAUCGCCCACGCCAGGGUUCGCCACAGCGGCCCCCCUGGAGGCCCCGGGGAAGGUGGGCCCUGUGCCUGUGGUCCUGCAGCGGCAGAGCAGCAGGGAAAAUGGUUCGGUGGAGAGCGACGGUGUGACCAACGACUCGGCAUCCUCUGUGAUGGGAGACCAGGAGUAUCUGAGCCGAAGUCCAGACGUCCUGGAGACCACGUCCUUUCAGGCCCUCUCCCCGGCCAACAGCCAAGCAGAAAGCGUCAAGUCCAAGUCUCCUGAUGCUGGCGGCAAAGCAGACAGCUCGGACAGCAGCCGCACUGAGAUGGAAGGUCGGAGCGGUCUCCCGUCAACAUUUGCCCGAGCCCAGCCAACCUAUGUCAAAGUCGAAGUUCCAGGGGCGUUUGGACCGGCGACCAUGUCCGCAGGCAUGGCACCUUUGCUCGCAGCUCAGCCACGCCGCCAGGCCAAGCAGCACGCCUGCACGCGGUGCGGGAAGAACUUCUCCUCGGCCAGCGCCCUCCAGAUCCAUGAGCGGACUCACACUGGGGAGAAGCCUUUCGUGUGUAACAUAUGUGGGCGAGCUUUCACCACGAAAGGCAACUUGAAGGUCCACUAUAUGACACAUGGUGCCAACAACAGCUCUGCACGCCGUGGGAGGAAGCUGGCCAUCGAGAACACCAUGGCUCUUCUAGGAACAGAUGCAAAGAGGGUCCCAGAGGUGUUUCCCAAGGAAAUCAUGGCCCCUUCAGUGAACGUGGACCCUGUUGUGUGGAACCAGUACACCACCAUGCUCAACGGCGGGCUGGCCAUGAAGACCAACGAGAUCUCGGUGAUCCAGAGCGGAGGCAUCCCCACGCUCCCGGUGUCCCUGGGGGCCAGCUCCGUCGUCAGCAACACCACGGCCUCCAAGAUAGACGGCUCUCAGUCGGUGAGCGCCGACGCGGAAAAGCCGGGCGCUCCCGACGGCGCCCCCAAACACCAGUUCCCCCACUUCCUAGAGGAAAACAAGAUCGCGGUCAGCUAAGCGCAGGACAGCCCGUGCGACAGGAGGGCCCGUGCGAAGGAGAAGCGCAGUGACCGCUCUCCGACUGGACCUUUUUUGUUGCUGAUUUUGAUUUUUAAAGAACCUAUCUUCUCCUGUUUGGUUUUUUUACUGACGUGCAAAUGUUUACAGUUGUAACCACAACCUCAGGCACAUCCUACAAUCACGAUGUUGCUAUGCUGCUUUGCAAAAAAACAACAAAAAAAAAACACAAAAAUUAUACUAAAACGAAUACAGACUAGUAUUUUUUUUGAAUUUUGGAAAGAAGCGGGUCUUGCAAAGUAGCUUUGUUACUUGAGACGAACUGUACAUGCAGACUUUGUACAGGCUGGAGGAACUGUUCCCAAAGACCGCCCUGUUUCAGGUUGGGACUUCCUGACCCACGAUGGACAGACCACUGCUCAGCCCAGUGGGGGGAGGGGUGCUGUGGACUUCUGCGGUGACUGUAUGCGGGUAGAUGGGCUAGGUCUGUCAUCUUUCAGGACCUGCUUGGUAUGCCCCCCCCAACCCUGCACCCAUCUUUUUGUUUUGUUUUCUCUUUUGAAUGUAUUUUUUUUUUUUAAAACUAAGGUUGUAGAAUUACAGAAUUCCUUCAACCUUGGAACCUUAAGUAGGGUGCCCUCCAAUGGACUGAUUCAGUCCGUAGGGAGUCGAUGUGUGCUGCUGCUUAUUGAAAUACAGUUCAGUUGGAGCCCCGAGAGUGCUUUCCAGAUGCCGCCGUGUCCAGAACACCGGGGCAGGCGGGCCCCUGAGCAGGGACCUCAGGUGACUUGACUGAGUUCACCAGUGCCUACUCGAGCGAAGAAAUGGGCUUUUCAUUCUUGAAGACACUCAGGAGGGCAUGGUUCUUAUAAGAGGUUCACAUACUAAUUUUUAUAAAAGUCUCCCUGAUAGGACUUAUGCCAA